Messenger RNA from Nerophis ophidion (straightnose pipefish), 1560 nucleotides. RefSeq names its product glycine N-acyltransferase-like protein 3. The record is from RefSeq and is a predicted model, not a curated record. Lineage: Eukaryota; Metazoa; Chordata; Actinopteri; Syngnathiformes; Syngnathidae. The transcript has 8 exons. Gene Ontology annotation, molecular function: glycine N-acyltransferase activity. Gene Ontology annotation, cellular component: mitochondrion. The coding region runs from base 608 to 1438 and encodes 276 amino acids.
AUUGUUUUUGUAAUAUUUCUCUAUUUUGUUUCCUUUUAAACCCCCAUUAUUUACUUUUUACUUUUUUUAAAUUGAUCUCAACACUGUACACUGCUGCUGGAAUUUUAAUUUUCCUGAAGGAACUCUCCUGAAGGAAUCAAUAAAAUACUAUCUAUCUAUCUAAUAUUGGCAAACAUCUGACGGUUGAAUUCAACCUGGUCGGUAGAAUCCCACAACAGAAGGCAGAACGUUUUUGGAAAGGAAGAGAAAGAAAAAGGAAAGGUAUCAUCUUUAGUCUGUGAAGACUGGGUGUGGUAUCUGGAAUUUAAAACCCGAAGUGGUCAUAAAAAAAUAAUGACUGAAAGGAACAUGCCUUUGUGGGAAUGUAAACUGACAAUCUUCCGAGGACGUCGUAGUCGUAAUGGUUAGGUUUGGACACCGGAGAAUAUAAAUGGGUGUAGUCAAGAAGACAUGUGUGCAUAACUUAACUGCAAAGUGGAGGAAGAAGGAGACAACAAACUGAGUCAUUAGGUCGAUAAAAAGCAUCGUACAUUCUGCUCUGGUGUGGAAGGAAUUUAAGGUUAAGGCAGGACACCCUGCACCAUUGACCAAUCAUUGGUCCCCAAGAAUGAAGGUCCUCCAAAAAGAUGAGGUGCUGAUUGCAGAAGGAAAGCUGCUAAAAUACUUACCCAAGUGUUUUCAGAUCUUUGGAGUUGUAUUUGCCUUUAACAUGAACAAACCAAAUUCCGUACAGUUCAUCGUUGAUACAUGGCCUGAUUUUAAAGUCAUCAUUUGCCGGACUGAUCCAGAGAAAAAGCAAGACAUCACAAGAAAGGUGUCACUCUUCAGCACGGAUGAGCGGAUUUUGAAGAAAAUGCUGUCAGAGGAGGAUCCAUUCGACUGGAGUUCUUGCUUUCGUCUUGGAGGUUGUGACGUUUCUCAUACCACCAUGUUGAAAGAGGUUGCAUCGAACAGAAAUGUCAACUGCAAAUGUGUGACUGUGACACACCUUCUGUAUUUGCCAGGGAGUAGUCAUCUGUUCACACCAACAUUUGACAGUCAGCUGGAAUCCAGGAUUUCAUCCCUCGAUUGUUCCCACGCUGACCUGGUAAAUCGCACAUGGAAGUUGGGUGGAACUGAACAAACCAAGGACAAUGUCACAUUCCGCAUCAGCAACUUCCCAUCAUGUUGCAUCACUGAUUACCAGGGUCGGCCUGUAUCAUGGAUGGGGAUGUAUGAAUCCUUGGCAAUAGGCAUGUUGUAUACUCAGCCGGAGCGCAGACAGAAGGGUUACGCCAAAGUGGUGGUCCAUACCAUGGCCCGCAGACUCCUUGCUGACGGCUACCCAGUGUUCUGCUACAUAGAGGAGGGCAAUCCCGUCUCUUACAAGCUUUUUAAAAGUCUGGGCUUUAUUGAGGACCCUUCAUUCAGAGCAUCAUUGUUUGAGUUCAAAGUCUGAUAUUUUUAAAAGGGAACUGCACUUUUUGGGGAAUUUUACCUAUUGUUCACAAUCACUAUGAGAGACAAAAAUACAUAAGUCAUUUUUUUGUAAGGGGGCAUUAAAGAUGUUUAAAAAAGAAA